CUCUGGCGUUUGGGAGAUGAUAAACUGCGGAAGGUGAUGGCUCAUGAAUGAAUAACCGCUCACAAGCCUCUCUAACCCGAAACUGAACCGAAAUGUCGUUGGUUUUAUCAGUAAAUCAAUUGGGGACACCGAGGUUUCUUCUCAGAAACCGAAGUGCUUCUUCUCAUGUUCAACAAAAUCGAACAGUUUUUACCAGACGCCAUUACAGGGGAAAGAAGGAACUCAAUGUUCCGCGUUUCAGAGGAGAGGUUUAUAGGGUUCGUUCGUUCAAGUCAACAGAAGGGUCCAAGGAAGUCAGUUCCGAGAAGAGUUUGGAGAAUGAUCAAUGGCUACUUCUCCAAGCAUGGGAUGUCCCAUGGGACUGGAAGAUUAUAUUAUAUGUAAUGAUGCCAUACUUGAUGAGCAUUCUAUUGACAGGAAUUGUGGAAUCAGCAGGACUUGGAGUGAUGCAACCCCAUGCUGAGAAUGUUACACCACACCUACAUGGCACUGAUGAAGAAGCAAUUCGACUCUUUCUGGAUGAAUUACUAAAAACUGCAGUUAAGCUGUCAGUUCUGUAUGUGUUUGUCAGUCCUUAUCAACCGUUUCCAGAUAAUGUUUUCUCUUACAGAUGGCACCAACCAUUCAACAUUCAGAAUGGUUGGCUUUUGUGGGGUAUUGGAGGUCUAGUAGCUGCAUCAAGUGUUGUUUUUCUCAUUAAAUCUUUCAUAUCUGGUCCUGAUGCCAAUCAGAUACAAAAUGAGGCAGAGUCUUUGGUCCGCUUGUUGCCAUUUAUUGGUGUAUCAAGCAUAAGCAAUGCUUCCUUACUUGGCAUCCUGGGAAUUCUAGCACCACUUUGUGAGGAGACUAUAUAUCGAGGUUUUCUGAUGACAUCCCUGACAAAAUGGUUACCGGUACCCUUAUCUAUUAUUGUAAGCUCUAUUGUUUUUACACUUGCGCACCAAUCUCCUGGGAAGUCUACAGAGAUUUUAAUAUUUGGGGUGGUUCUGGGGCUUGUAUAUGCUCAAACACGAAACCUUCUUGCUCCUAUCAUAAUGCAUGCCUGUUGGAACCUUGGUGUCAUUUUCACAUUGAUAUACUUUCAGUCACAAGGGCAAGAUAUCCAAAAGUAUGUCCUCUAAUUCCAGUCAUGCAUCGACUAUUGAUGUGGUGGUGGUGGUACUUCACUGGUCUCGUAUUAUUCUAUCUUGGUCUCAGUUUUUAUAUCACGAAGCAGAAGACCAUGGGCCUGAUGGCCCUUUGUUUACCUAUUUUCAUCUCUUUGACAACCUAAUCACCAUAUUUCUUCAGAUUUAAUUUGUUAUUCUGUAGCAUUUGAUAUAGGUAAAUACUGAAGCCACAAGUGGUGGGACAGAAAGCAAAGCUCUCUGCUUCAUCUGCAGUACAUACAUGGCUUGCAUGGAACCUAUUAAUUUUGUAUUAUUCUCGUUGUCUUCCAACAGAACUCGGCUUCAGUCAGUGCAUGGCCUGCUCUUAGUUUCGAACAGCCUUUAUGGCUUUGCAUUGGGAAUAUCUCCCCAUGAAAUAAAGUACAUAAGUACGGAGAUAUUCCCAAUGCAAGGCUGUAAAAGGCUUUUCGAAUGGGCUUUGCGCUGAAUGAAGCUGAUCUUCCAACAAUGCAUAAGUUGAGAAAUGGUUUUACACUUUAC
Messenger RNA from Nelumbo nucifera (sacred lotus), 1649 nucleotides. RefSeq lists its product as uncharacterized. The record is from RefSeq and is a predicted model, not a curated record. Gene Ontology annotation, cellular component: membrane. Gene Ontology annotation, molecular function: metalloendopeptidase activity. Gene Ontology annotation, biological process: CAAX-box protein processing. Lineage: Eukaryota; Viridiplantae; Streptophyta; Magnoliopsida; Proteales; Nelumbonaceae.